This is a messenger RNA of Oldenlandia corymbosa var. corymbosa, 2166 nucleotides long. The record is from the annotation of a GenBank genome assembly. NCBI's taxonomy places the organism in Eukaryota, Viridiplantae, Streptophyta, Magnoliopsida, Gentianales, Rubiaceae.
AUGGGUUCCAAGAACAUUGUAUUCUUAGCUUUUCUUCUUCUUCUAUCCAUAGUUAUUUUAACUCAAGCCACGCCAUGUGACGACGGAAAAUGUUCAGAGUUAAAGCCAAAACAUCAUGAUAAACAUAAUCAUUGGCCGAGAUCUUCCCCGCCACCACCUAAGAUAUCAUAUCCCCCGCCACCUCCUAAACAUAAAUCUCCUCCGCCACCUCCUAAAAUGUCGUAUCCUCCACCCCCUCCGAAACAUAAAUCUCCCCCGCCACCUCCUAAAAUAUCAUACCCUCCGCCGCCUCCAAAACAUAAAUCUCCCCCACCACCUAAGAUUACGCAUCCCCCGCCCCCUCCAAAACAUAAAUCUCCCCCACCACCUAAGAUUAUGCAUCCCCCGCCCCCUCCAAAACAUAAAUCUCCUCCACCACCUACGACUACAUAUCCCCCACCACCACCUAAAAUCAAACCUCCCCCUCCUCCACCUAAACCAAAAUCUCCACCACCACCUCCUAAACUCAAAUCCCCUCCACCACCUAAAUAUCCUGGGAAUGGGAUAGGAAGUGGUGAACAAUGUUGUUCUCUUCUUGAUGGCCUUACAGACUCUGAAGCAGUCGAUUGCCUCUGUGAUGCCAUAAAAAAUCAAGUUUUCGAUAUUCCUAACUUAACGAUCCCAGUUGAUAUUAAUGUUGUCCUCAAAAAUUGUAAUAGGUCAAGUGGUUUUCAAUGUUCAUCAACCCCACCACCACCUCCAAAACAAAUUCCUCCACCACCUCCUGUAGAAGAUCAUCCCCCACCACCUCCAGCUUCAACACCACCCCCGCCUCCCACCUCCACUCCACCACCUCCUUCUAGCUCGGAAGGAACAUGCCCAUUGAAUGUCCAUAAAUUUAGCGUAUGUGCUGGUUUCUUUAAAGAUCCUGGGAAUGGGAUAGGAAGUGGUGAACAAUGUUGUUCUCUUCUUGAUGGCCUUACAGACUCUGAAGCAGUCGAUUGCCUCUGUGAUGCCAUAAAAAAUCAAGUUUUCGAUACUCCUAACUUAACGAUCCCAGUUGAUAUUAAUGUUGUCCUCAAAAAUUGUAAUAGGUCAACUGGUUUUCAAUGUUCAUCAACCCCACCACCACCUCCAAAACAAACUCCUCCACCACCUCCUGUAGAAGAUCAUCCCCCACCACCUCCAACUUCAACACCACCCCCGCCUCCCACCUCCACUCCACCACCUCCUUCUAGCUCGGAAGGAACAUGCCCAUUGAAUGUCCAUAAAUUUAGCGUAUGUGCUGGUUUCUUUAAAGAUCCUGGGAAUGUGAUAGGAAGUGGUGAACAAUGUUGUUCUCUUCUUGAUGGCCUUACAGACUCUGAAGCAGUCGAUUGCCUCUGUGAUGCCAUAAAAAAUCAAGUUUUCGAUACUCCUAACUUAACGAUCCCAGUUGAUAUUAAUGUUGUCCUCAAAAAUUGUAAUAGGUCAACUGGUUUUCAAUGUUCGUCAACCCCACCACCACCUCCAAAACAAACUCCUCCACCACCUCCCGUAUGUGCUGGUUUCUUUAAAGAUCCUGGGAAUGGGAUAGGAAGUGGUGAACAAUGUUGUUCUCUUCUUGAUGGCCUUACGGACUCAAGCGAUCGAUUGCCUCGUGAUGCCAUAAAAAAUCAAGUUUUCGAUACUCCUAACUUAACGAUCCCAGUUGAUAUUAAUGUUGUCCUCAAAAAUUGUAAUAGGCCAACUGGUUUUCAAUGUUCGUCAACCCCACCACCACCUCCAAAACAAACUCCUCCACCACCUCCUGUAGAAGAUCAUCCCCCACCACCUCCAACUUCAACACCACCCCCGCCUCCCACCUCCACUCCACCACCUCCUUCUAGCUCGGAAGGAACAUGCCCAUUGAAUGUCCAUAAAUUUAGUGUAUGUGCUGGUUUCUUUAAAGAUCCUGGGAAUGGGAUAGGAAGUGGUGAACAAUGUUGUUCUCUUCUUGAUGGCCUUACAGACUCUGAAGCAGUCGAUUGCCUCUGUGAUGCCAUAAAAAAUCAAGUUUUCGAUACUCCUAACUUAACGAUCCCAGUUGAUAUUAAUGUUGUCCUCGAAAAUUGUAAUAGGUCAACUGGUUUUCAAUGUUCAUCAACCCCACCACCACCUUCCAUGAGCUCAACCCCGCCACCCCCUGAUGGUACUGUAACCCUUUAA